AUGGACAUGGGAAGGAAAGCUGAAAAACCGGGAGAUUACGGAAGGAGAAGGGGCGGGGCGGGCUGGCUGCGCAGAGGGAGGGAGGGAGGCUGGCUCUCCGCUCAGGAAAGGAAGGCGUCCGUAGUGGUGCGUCGCAGUGACGUCACCGCCGCCCCGUGGCGCCGGAAAGGGGCGGAGCCUGACUUGCAGAGCCUGCAGAUGCUUGAGGGUCGCCGGUGUCUGGGUCUCGGAUCGGCGAGCGGUGGGUCCGGUCGGAAGGAGUGGACCAAGGCAGAGGAGCCCUCCGGUGGGCGUGGCGAGGGUCUAUCCCAGGUGAAUGAGGCAUCUAGAUACCGUGCCAUCCUUGCAGAUUUCCUGCCUCUCAAGUGCGAUGCCUGCUCUGGCAUAUUCUGCGCAGACCAUGUGGCCUACGACCAGCAUCACUGUGACUCUGCCUACAAAAAGGAUGUACAGGUGCCUGUAUGCCCUCUGUGCAAUGUACCAGUGCCUGUGGCAAGAGGGGAGUCGCCCGACCGUGCCGUGGGGGAGCAUAUCGACAGGGACUGUCGAUCUGACCCAGCACAACGCAAACGCAAGAUCUUCACCAAUAAGUGCACUCGCCCUGGCUGCCGGCAGCGGGAAAUGAUGGAGCUGACUUGUGAACGAUGCGGCCGAAACUUCUGUCUCAAGCACAGGCACCCACUGGACCACGAGUGCCCUGGGAAGAGACUGCCUUCAAGCCAGACUGGACUUGCUGCUAUCUCCAGAGCCCAGGGCUUAGGUUCUAGCCCAGCCCCAGUCCCUGGCCCAGGGUUGGCUAGAACCUCACCCCCUUCUCAAAGCAGAGUUGCUGAGUCACCAACUCAUGCCUUGCAGAAUGGCCUGAGUGAAGAUGAAGCCCUCCAGCAAGCACUGAUCCUGUCUCUGACUGAGGCAAAGCCUAUUGCUCCUAGUACUCAAGAGGAAGAAGACUUAGCUCUGGCCCAGGCAUUGUCAGCCAGUGAGGAGGAAUACCGAAAACAGCAGGCCCAGAGCCAGAGCCGAAGCCUGAAACCCUCCAACUGCAGCAUUUGCUAGGGCCCUGGGAGUGGGGAGGGUGGCUCGGCUUAGAGGGGCUGUGGCCCUCACACUUCCAGGGUCCCCUGGAAGAGGCUAGAAGCUCCAAACAAGAAUGACAGUGGGAAUCCAGAGCUGGAAUGAAGGAAGAACACACCAGGAGUGCCUGGAACCUCUACUCGGUUUACCCUUGUCUGAAGGGGUCGGUGGAAUGUGGCUUGGAGGGAACCGGCCAUCCUCUCGACCCUUUUCUUCUGGGCCCUCCAUGGAGGGGUUCUCCCUGGAGCUGUCGCCUCUGCCCUCGAGUUGGUGGGCAGGCAGACGAGACUUGGAAAGGAAUAAAGCAUCUUACCAACCA
This is a messenger RNA of Dromiciops gliroides (monito del monte), 1393 nucleotides long. It is a transcript of the gene ZFAND2B, whose product is annotated as zinc finger AN1-type containing 2B. Bases 1 to 1056 code for a protein of 351 amino acids. The transcript is spliced from 10 exons. Gene Ontology annotation, cellular component: endoplasmic reticulum; cytoplasm. Gene Ontology annotation, biological process: proteasome-mediated ubiquitin-dependent protein catabolic process; protein targeting to ER. The record is from RefSeq and is a predicted model, not a curated record. Lineage: Eukaryota; Metazoa; Chordata; Mammalia; Microbiotheria; Microbiotheriidae. Gene Ontology annotation, molecular function: zinc ion binding.